Ruditapes philippinarum (Manila clam) is the source of this 2416-nucleotide messenger RNA. RefSeq lists its product as uncharacterized. Lineage: Eukaryota; Metazoa; Mollusca; Bivalvia; Venerida; Veneridae. The record is from RefSeq and is a predicted model, not a curated record. The transcript is spliced from 3 exons. The coding region runs from base 240 to 1946 and encodes 568 amino acids.
UCAACUUAUGCUCUUUAUUCUGAAUCAGCAUGCGUGGGCCGAGAGAAGAAUGAUUUGUUAAAGAUAAUAUUUCCUUCAAGUGUAUAAACCAGAAAUACUUAGUAAGAAACAUAAUUUAAGUUCUGUUCAUGGAUAAUUUACAGUAGCUAUUCUUAUCGGAAUUCCGGAAGUAGAUCCGGACGUAGAGUUGAGCGGAGUUGAAAUAAUUGAUUUUAAACAGAAACGUAUAAGUAUUAGAAAUGGGAAAAUCUAGGAAAAGGUGCAGAUGCACAUUUCGUGCUUACAUUUUGAGUGCCAUAUUUGUUGCAGUGUGCCUUACUUUAGUGUAUGAGAUAGCCAUUUUCUGUGCACUUGACAGUCUAAGUGCUGUUAGCUACUUUGGAGGACUUAUUUCCAUUCCUGACACGGACGUAAAAGCGGAUAUAAAAAUAUCAGACAAUUUUGACGCGGAAAUAGUUUUACACGAACUUGCUGGUUUCCGAAAUUCUGGAUUAAGUGAGCUGGGCAGAAACAAGGUCAUAAAUACUGUUCAUUACGUGUGGUGUGAUGACAAAAUAUUCGACUUCCGGAACUAUCUCAGUAUAAUGAGCGUCUGGAAGAUACUGAGACCGGAUAUCAUAGAAUUUCACCAAAAGGUGGCGCCAAAAUCUGACAAGUAUGACGAUUGGCUUACCGAAAUUAAGAAAACUGUUCCAAAUUUUAUAAUGAAGAUGAUUCCACCAAAUUGGGACGGUGACGAUAACGGUUGUGGGUUUUGGUUCGGCCUUGCGGUCAUUGAUGACAGGGGUGGCAUUUACGUGGAUGAAAAUGUCGUCAUAACACAGGAAGUAGUUUCAUUCCUUAAACAUGAUAUGACUGUUUUAUUCUCGGAGUACAAAUCAUCAGAACAUCCUCGCGUUGCCAUAGCAAUGGGGAAAGAUCAUGACGACAAUUUUAAGAAGUUUAUACGAACGUUUGUGAAAAAUAAAGAAAUUCCUAAUAACUCGCAGUUCUGUACAACUGUAAAUGAAGAAACGAACAGUAGUUAUGCACCUUGCUAUGUUUUAAGUUCCCCUUUAAACCCCGCGGAUGAAUUUGAAUCAGACACACAUUUCGGUAAAUUGGUUAGAACAAUUCUUUAUAGUUCAAGUGAAAAGAAAGAAGCUAAAUCAAUUCUACCGGGAACCAUUCCGAAAAUAGUCCAUUACGUCUGGUUUGGCUCAAAGGAAAUGGAUUUUAUGAUGUUUCUUAGCAUGCUCAGCACUUUGUUCAUUUUAAAUCCAGAGAAGGUAUAUAUACACACGGAUGGUGAGCUAAAGGGAGGCUACUAUAAGAGAAUAUUGAAAGAUGAAAGAGUUAUCCUUGUACACCGGGAGAAACCUUUUAGCAUAUAUGGACAUAAAGUCAUAUAUACUCAGCACCGCAGUGACAUAGUUCGAGCCGAAUGUUUACUGAGAUAUGGAGGCAUUUACAUGGACUGGGAUGUCCUGUGGCUCAAAAAUCCAGAUGACGUCAUACAAAAAGGAUAUGACGUCAUAGCAAACUUUGACCAUAUACAACAGGGUAAUUUUCCAAAUACGAUAAAUCUAGGUGUUUUAAUGGCAAAACCAGGAGCUACUUUUAUAAAAAGAUGGCAGGAUGCAUUAGCCAACUAUAAAUCUGAAGACUUCUUAUAUAAUGCCGUAGAAUUACCGUAUAAAAUAUAUGAAAAAUAUCCUCAGUACAUUAAAAUAGAAAAACAUUUACAAGUAAUGUGCUUCAGAUUAAAAUGUCACCCUACAUUCCAUAAGGACUUCAAAAACUUUAUGGAGGAGCAGCCGUUUAAUUGGCGAACUGACGUAUACUCCAUACAUUUUACAUUUCCGGAUCCACCAGAGCUUUCAAACGAACAUGCCUGCAGAAACGGGACUGGCCGCUUCGCAGAAAUCGGACAAUUUAUUCUACAGCACGAGAAGAAACUACCUUAAAUGAUCACAGCUCUACUAUAAUUUUCUACUACAAUGUACUUAUCUAUAUAAAAAUAAGGGGAGAUAAACAGGUACCCUAAAAUGUAAUAAUGCACUUGUUGUCUCUCUUAUACCAGAGACAUAGAUACAAUCUUUGUCUAAUUAAGAUAUGUUUACACUCAAGGAAGAGAAAUAUGUAUCUAAUAAACCAAACAAAAAAGUUGUCUCUCUUGGAACAUUAACUGCUGUGAAUCGUAACGUUUCAUUGCUACUAUAUAAAACAUGACCUUUAACAAUGGAAAGCGAUUUCUAAAAAAAAAGUUCAAUUCUCUCCCUUAACAUAUCGUUUCAAUUAAGGUCUUCAAAAUACAUGUAUAUAAAAUUAAAAACAUUCCAUUUAAUAUAGUAAAACAGACUUGUAAGUUGUUCCCCUUAGACCAUUUAUUGUUACUCAAUUUUUAAAUAAGGUUUAAAUCAAAGUGCAUUUUGUA